Messenger RNA from Bactrocera latifrons, 7909 nucleotides. RefSeq lists its product as uncharacterized. The transcript is spliced from 13 exons. Gene Ontology annotation, biological process: imaginal disc-derived wing hair organization. The record is from RefSeq and is a predicted model, not a curated record. Gene Ontology annotation, cellular component: cell cortex. The coding region runs from base 729 to 6923 and encodes 2064 amino acids. NCBI's taxonomy places the organism in Eukaryota, Metazoa, Arthropoda, Insecta, Diptera, Tephritidae.
CCUUGACGGACACGAAAGCGCGAAAUUUGUGCCCAGUCCGGAAUAUCGAUCAAAUAAAAUCUAUUUUCAAAGACCGAAAAAGUGAGAAACUGAAGAAUAUUGAAUAAGAAGUAUACAAAGUUUGAACAAAGCAACCGUUAUAGAAAACUUUCAAUAAUUACAUAGUUGGUCAAAGUUUUGGAAUUUUGUGAAAAAUGAGAAAGUGAUUGAUCAUCAAUGAAAACUAUUUGAAGUAUUCAGGAAUAAAAAUAAAAUAAAAAAUGUACUAAGGAUAUCCAUACCUCUUGAAAACUGUAAGCGUGAAGAAAAUAAACUUGUACAGAGAGCGGAUAAGCAACUUUUGAAAUACGAGAACUACAAAAAAUGAAAAAAAUUGUUUUGAAGAAAAGUUUAAGCUCGAAAGAAUCACUAAAUCAUCUUCAAGAAAGCAGCCACUGGUGCCCGUCAUGAAUAUGGAAAAAUAAAUAAAUAAAGACAGCAGAUAAUAAGCUGAAAUACAAAAAGGAUUACAUAGCCUUAGGAACAGAGAAAGAUUUAAACAAAAUUUUAUACAAAAAGAAACUUGUCACAAUCGCUAACGAAAAUAAUAACGAAUCUGUCAAGCAUCAACACAAAUUUGCGGGGUGAGCUAUGGUCAUGGUGUAAUUGCACUGACUCCUCUGCCGCUGUGAAAUCUAGAAUUAGGAAAUUUUCCAAAGACGCAUGCUUACAUCUUUUAAGUGACGUUUAUGCCACACGCAUUGCCGACAUCGCUCUUACAGGCGCAAGGACGCAAUGUUGCCGGCAACAUGGGGCGUGUCCAACAUGUAGCAACGGUGUUACUGUGCUUGAGCAUAUGGCAGAGCCGUGCCACAUCAAUACUAGAAACUGUAGCAUCCAAAUCAACAACAAUAAUAGGGAUACGUGACCAUCAUUCCGCUUUUGUCAACACAGACUAUGACUCAGAAACGAUCGCAGCCUCAGCUGCACUGGAUACUACGCAUGGUGGCGAAAUAAUGGGUGCCACAUCGUUAGCCGCAGCCGCCGGGGCUGCAGUAGCUACGGCCAGUGAGAAAGUUACAACUGUUGGUAGGAAUAACGUCAACUCGGAGGCGCACAACCCGUUAAACAUCGUUGUGACUGCUGACAGGGAUAUUGAUGUCGGUCCCUUUGAUGUCAUUGUUGACAGUCUUACCGAUGAUAUAAACAAUUACGAUGCAGGUGACGGUACCGCUGACACGGGAUCUCUGAAACAAAGUCACGGAAGCAACGAAAUAUUCAGUAGCAGCGCCAACUUACUGCUCGAACUUACAGCCAAUAUUAUCAAUCUUACACGGCAACAUAACGGCGAUAUCUUCCGGACGAUGGGCGUACACACUUGUAAUGCGGACACUUGCGUUGGCUUAUCGAGCGGUACGGCAGGCGUUGACGUCUUAUCUGUAACUGCUGAAAAAGGUGGCAACAGUGGCGCUACAAUUCAUUCUACGGCUGGAGUCGAUCACUUCGUUAGAAGACCCAAAUUUCAAAAAUCUAAUCAUCGUACUGUUGCAAGCGAGCCGACUGAGAGUUGCCAGUGUCGCUGCUUACCUUAUUUAAGCACAUAUCGGGAGGACUUAGGCAUUUGCGUCGAUGAUGUUCACGAAUGCACUCUUUCGCCGUUUGUAAGCGGUUCGGCGUCCGAGAAAAUCCCGUUUGUAUUUCUUCCAUUGCGCGGCCAAAUCAUUUACCCCAGCAGAGAAAUCAGUUUUCCAAAUAUUCGUACACCCGUGUGCGCAGUCACUGGAGCCCAAUAUCUCACCACCACCGGCUGGUCAGAUCUGCGGAACCCGAUCGAUACAGACUACCCAUUCCGUAUGUUCCGUGACGAAGGGCGUACUUUCUUGCAGUGGCUGGGUGAACCGGAUUUGCGCCACAAAAUGCAAGGUCGACUCAUUGUGGUGCAUUUAGUCUGUCGCGACAUGACAAUUUCUUUGAAUUCCACCAGCAAAGAACACAUGUUGCCACCAAAGAAUGUCUACUCACCUUGUGUUGCCUUUCGCGUCAACGGCACACCAGUUAAAUACACUCACAAUGUCUCAGAGGUCCUCUUCCAGUCGGAAACUACGUCAACACUGGCCUCCACUUCGGACGGCAUGUCCACUAAAGAGUAUGUGGUAAUUGCCGUUUGCAGUCUGUUGCUUGGUCUUAUUUAUGUAGCCUCCGUAUUUCUGUACCUGCACAUGAAGAAACGAAAGGGUCGUCACCAAUCGGCGCACACACGCAACUCUCUCGAUGACAUGAACAAUGAGAUAAAUUAUCCUAAAAAUGACCAAGUGACAUUCGGCGCGCCUUUCAAUCGUAGUGGCAGCAUUUACUCAGCCACCAGCAUGGGCGCAUCAAAUGAGCCACGUUCACGCACUAGCAUUGGAAGUUUAAAAGAGGAAAUGGGCAUCGUCAAAAGUAAUCCUUUAUUGCAACACUUUCCCCAAUUGAGCGAGCAUAAUUCGGGCUUUGCUAGCGACAUAUCGAAUUCGAAUUCCGAAUGCGAAAUGGAUGGUACUUUACAAGAAAAACUCAACCAGAUGCAGACAUCGGCGCUGGUACAUCCGCAAUUGGGAGGUAUGGGAAAGUUGCACAACAGCUCACCGAACGGUUCGCCGAAGAACGCGAAAGAUCAGUCGAUUGCUGAGACAACACGCGAGCCGACAUUGUCAUCGUCGCCCACACAAGAGACGGAAUGCCUGCCGGUAGAGAAUGUUUCGAUUGUUGAGGACAUGAUGAAGAAUGUUUCGAUUGUUGAGGACAUGAUGACUGAGGAGAAAUUGGAACACUUGAGGCAAAUGAUGAACGGUAGUGUGCGUAAAAAGCUUUACUUUAAUCCCGCCUACUUUGAACCACAUUUAUUGGCGCAACCUCCACCCGCCGCCAUUGAAUUCUUACACAAAAUACGUGAAGUAAUUGCAAUAGCGAAAUAUAAAAUGGCUACAAAAAGAUACCAACCUUCGCUUAUUAUGAUACCUGAAGAGGGGGCACAACGCUCUGAUACAGCCUCUCUGUAUGGUUCAAACCGCCAACAGUCGCCGUCCGAGUGCCAUGGCUGUGCGAAUAAUCGUUGCAGCGGCCACGUGAAAAAUUGCGGCGACAAGCGAAAUAGCAUCGAAAAGUGGUUGCAGACGGUGACUAGCAAUGAGGGGGACGGUAACAAUGAAAACACUCAGACACAACCCUCCAGCAGUGCCAAUGAACAGUCACAGACAAAUAAGGCUCAACCAUUAGAACAGCUCCUAAACGAAAACAUCAGAUGUCAGUCGCUAAGCAGUUCCUCGCCAUCGCUUUCAAGUCUCUCACAUAGUUGCAACGUUCAAUGUGGCACAUUAAGUAAGGAGGUCACGUCUCCCAAGCAGCGCCCUCCGCCACCUCCCAUACCCACUGAUGGCGCAGAUAGAAUUGACAAUAUUAAACGCCACACAGUCAACUCAAAACCGACUGCACAAGGGUCACCUGUAAGUGACAUAGAUAUCAUUAAAAGCACGUCGUCGGUUUCCUACCAGCUUUAUUGCUCCAGUGUUUCUACAGAUAACUCUGUCAAUACACCCGUUAAUAAUAAUUACAGUAAGGCAUUUUCUGCGCUCUCUGCUGCAGCCAAUAUAUAUGGUUUCGCUGAAACUGGCAGCGAGAUUUACAAUAAUCCCAAAUUUUCACUUCAUGACUCUCCAUGCUCAUCACAACGUGAACAAAAUUUCGCUGCUCAUCGAUCCAAGUCCAACGUAGUACACAAACAGAGAGAUGUUCUUAACAUCUACGAGCCAUCUUCUGCCAGCAAUUCACUUUGCCCUACCGGGCGCCAGCAAUAUGAUGUUAUGCGCAAUUCGCUCAAUCGUGAGUAUUUUGCUGCUUUUAAUGCCAAUACUGGUUUCCAUUUGGAUAUACCAACACCGGACUAUGAUAGUACAAUUGAAAAGAAAAUCAAAGACAUUUAUAACAAUACACAGAGCAGCGUACCAUCGGUACCAACGCCUGACUACAGUACCCUGAGUCGCAAAUCGCUCAAACAAUUUCAACCCGAUUCGCCGAUUUAUAGACGCAAGUCACCACAAUAUCUAAUUGUGGAUUACGAAACCGAUAGUCUAGAGCGAUUGGAGGCCACUAAGCGUAAAAGCUCUCAGUCGUCCUCGUCUCCCUCAUCCGAUGUGAGCUCCCAGCUCAGCCCUAGUCUAAGUACAGCAUUACCGCUUGAGGAGGAGUUAGAGAUCAGUCACACAGUCUACGACAAAUCAAAGGGGUUUCGUCCAGAUGCUGGACUGAAGAAAAAAACUUUAAACAAAUCAGACAGCGAUAGCAGUAAACAGAAAGAAAUAGCAGCACGUAUUAAAUAUGACACACCGUUUCGGGGCAGUAUGACCAUUGAAGUAGAACAUGAACCUCAAUCAGAUAUCGAACGCUCUACAGAUAGCGAUCAAUUUGAGCCUGAUACAUUAGAUCGCAAGCCGAAGAAGCAAAGCUUCUGUGAUGUGAGCGCCUGGCCGGAACAGGCCUUAAAAAAGAUUCAAAAUGGAGAUCAGCUAAAUAAUUACACCUCGCUGCCUGUGAUGGGCUUGCACGAGACGCAUAAUGAACUGCAUGGACAUCAAUCAUCAUUAAUGUUGCGUUCAACUAAUUCAUUUCGAAGUCAAAGUAGCCAUGGCAGUGGCUGUUUUCCGGCAUACGAAAGCCACGUCUCGCCUCGUACAAGAGAAUUAGUCAACGAGCUGAAUGGUGAACGAAGGCCCAACGUCAAUAGCUUACGAGAGAUUUAUCAAUCGCCAUUGGUACGACAAAAUAGUCAAUCAAGCUGUAAGUGUGGAGGUCAAUAUGCUAGCGCCCAAGAGCUCGAUUUAAGUAAUGAUCAAGGGCGUUUACUUACGCUCGAGGCUAAACAAAAGCGGCGUCAACAAAUCGUUGAAUCACCUGUCUCACCACCACCACCCACAAACAUAGAGAUCUCGAAUGCAGCAUCUAAUAAAACUACUAUUAAAAUUAGUACACCGAAAGCUCGACGCAUUGCAGAAGCUGCAGUAAUUAGUCCUAAUGUACAUUCUCCAAAGACGACGCCGUCCCCACCUCCUAAGAACUUUUCGGUUUCGUCAAAGAGUUUCUACGAACUAACAAAAAAUGUAAAAACUCCGCUUACACCAAUGCCUACCGCAAGCCGAACGCCCUCACCUACUCCCAGCAGCACCCUGAACAGCACAACUACCAGCAAAGCGUCAUCUUCAUCACUGGGUGAAAAGAAACGCAUCAGUCGUUCACCGCUACCAUUGCCUCCACCACCUCCACCAAGUUCCGCAUCCACCACAUUAACAAGCCAGCGAAGUCACGCCUCUAAACGGCACUCGCAUCAUGACCAGAACCCCAAUCCCCUCAAUCGCCAACACUUUGUUCAUCACCCCACCACCAGUACAAAUGCUACAACAACAGCCACUGAAGAGGAGACAACGAGCAAUCAUAGCGAAUCCACCGAGAUCACGGGUGUAUCGGAUAACCUACCCAACUCAGAAUUUGAUGGUUCAUGCAACAACACGCUCUCUAGUGUUGCACAUGAUGAGCCAGAUAAACCGGACCCAACUGAUUCACAAGAAUAUUUGAGUAGUCGCGUUAGUUUCCACAAUGACAAGCAUUUAGAUUCACCACCCGCAAAAACAAAAUCUAAACACAUUGGAGAUGACUAUGGAACAAUGUUCAAUACGGAAAUCAAUGGUUUGAGGGGUGACUAUAGCCUUACGAAGUACAUGAACCGUCGAAAAACUGUAGAUCCCGCUGAAGAAGGCCCGAUUUGUCGUAAAGAUAUCGAAACGCAGCUCGAAACGAACAAUAAUAUUAAUAAUGUGAAAAUUUGUGAGUUAGACAACAGUAAAUUAGACCUGCUGUCGAUCGGUUCACGUUCGAAUCGUAGCAGCAGUCGACUGUCCGAUCGCACCAAGGAACUAUAUAGGAAUGCUGGAGUACCAGUCGGCAUAGCAUAUCCACAACGAAGCACAGCUUCAAAUAGUAAUAGUGCCAACUCAACGCCACCACCACCUGCACAGGCACCAAUAAGCACAAUACAAACAGUUUAUCAUUGUGAAAUCGAGCCUGUGCAGUUGACACAUGGAAUGCAAAUUGCAAUGGGUCUCAAAGAUCGCGCCAAAAAAACAAAGGAUCUCAAGAAUGCAUGGAAGAAGUUCGUUAGCAUGGCUGCUUCCAAAUUUAGUCCAACACAUAGUCCAGCACCUCCUUAUGAUAAAAAGCCGCUUGGUUUUCUGGAGGUGCUCGACCGUGACGAAGGCAUUUCCUCGCUUAUUGCCGAACAUCCACGAGUAUCUUCCCCAAAAAGUAGUUACUCUGCACCUGGCUCUCAUAACUAUUAUGGACAGCGAUUCGGAUCACGUCUUCAAGAACUGGACAGCGGUUACAUGAGCGCCGAUUCGGGUGAAGUACACAAACGUAGCUUCUACGAUCGUUACAACUUUAAAAAGAUGUCUGGUCGUGAUCGCAUUAUACGCAUAGAUACAAUUGAAGAUAAUUCGGAUGGCGACAGUACUUUAACCGAUCGUCACAACGGUAUGACGGCAUCUAUGCGACGUGGCAGCAUAUUAGAUAGCAAUCGGUUUGAAGAUUUUGAGCACAUGAGUGAGCCACUGGAGGGGGAGGUCUCAGUAAUGAGAUGUAAUGCCACAGCCGCGCAAGAUUCUCCGGAUGCAGACUCAAGCGAUGCCGAGUCUGAUAAAACACUGACUCAUUCGAGUGGCACUAACUUGGACAUAACGCAUAUGGAUGCUUUAAAUGUAUACUCAUCUGAGGAGGAAGAGCAGCGAAGAGACAGAAAGAGUCCAUCAUAUGGCUCCUCGGAGACAGAUGGUGAGACAAAUGCAGAAGAUAUGUGGGAAUCGGGUGCGGAAAGCAUUGAAACUCAUUCUGUACUGUACAAAAAUGUGAGAAAUAGCUGAACAUUUUUACGUUACAUCACGCUUAAGGGACUAUUCUAAUCUGGAUGUCUAAAUUUGAAGCAAGUGAAAAUGUGUCUUUGUCAUUAUGUUUUCUACCCAUGAUAUCAUUUCAAAAAUGUCCAGUAAUGGAAGAAUAACUUUUUCUGAAAAAAGAUUCAUAAAAUGGAGCCAACUCUACAAUUAAAAAUGGUCUACACGAUAAAAAAAUAUUUAAACAGUAUUCAUGCUAAAUCUCAAAGAAAAUUGAUGAAAGGAUGAUAAGAACUUGUGAUAUCGUGACGACCGCAUCAAAAAAGUAGUUUCGAUAAAAACGUGUUUAAAAUUUCGGCAUUCGCUUCAACCAGACUAGAACAUCCCCUAAAACUAUGUGCAGAACACAAUGUACAAGAAUUAAAUUGAAAGUCUAAUUUCAAGUUUCUUGUUCUUACUUCGUUUAGUUUAAGUUUAAAUUCAAAAAUUAAAAAAACCAAGUGCAAUAACAGAGGUCAUAUCCCUCAGGAGGGUUAGACAUCAGACUGUAGCCCAAAUGUGUACAAUUAAGUUAGUUCGUUGAGAGAAAUAGUUGGUAGUGUGUACUUAUUGUAGAAUUUAAACGAACAAUGUGAUAUCUUCCGUUGUCUUUGGCCGGAAACGUGCAAUCAAUCUGUAUCCACUAAGUGCAAUAAAAAAGAUGUAUCAAUAAUAAUUUCUUAUUAAGAGAGAGUACUGAUAUAAAUGUAUUUAAAAGUAGGCAUUUAUUGAAAUAAUUAAAAUUAUAAUUAAUUAAAAUGAAUAGAUAAUGUAGUUUAUACAAACAAUGCAGGCGCAGCUAUGAAUUCCAAAUAGUCCAGUUAUAGGAGUGAAUAUUGGCUAGUUUAUAAAGAUACUUAUAGUAGUUAUACCAUCAACAACUCACUAUUUAAUAAUGAAAUUUUAAUUUUUAGUGCAAUUGGUUUUCUCUUAUUAAAAAAAUAGAAUAAUGUAUAAGUUAGCACAUACGGCUUUGA